Messenger RNA from Ruditapes philippinarum (Manila clam), 1141 nucleotides. RefSeq names its product protein ABHD14A-like. Lineage: Eukaryota; Metazoa; Mollusca; Bivalvia; Venerida; Veneridae. The record is from RefSeq and is a predicted model, not a curated record. The transcript is spliced from 6 exons. The coding region runs from base 403 to 1119 and encodes 238 amino acids.
UUAUUAUCUGCUAUAUAAAUAUAUGCAAUUUCUUAUAAUCUUUCUCACAAUUGACAACAACACGCAUGCAUAAUUCAUUCGUAUUUGUUUCUAUAUGUUACACUAAAUACUAUCAACUUAAUUUUUCAUUGCAUUACAGACCUUCCAUUAUAGACCAAUAACCUUUUUUUUGAUAAACUGGCCAUGACCUAUAUAGCUAGUUUUAUCUAAACUGUGUUUAGUUUAGUAAUCCUCAUUCUACGACAUGCAAUCAAAUCAAUAUGUUACGGUUAUUAUGAAGGUCACUUUCCAUAAGUUUUAUACUACUGUUGAAUAUUCAAUUAGUAUGCAGUUAUAAAUUAAAUAUUUGGAACUGUAGUAACAUAAACUGGUUUGAUUGUGGUUGGAAUAGUCUAUUUUAAGAUGUCAGGUAAAACAGCAUCUGUAACUAGUGCAGAUUUCUCUCAGCAGAAAUCAGAAGACAAACCAAAGGCUUCAGAUGAUCUCAGCAGUAUCAAGGUUUUCCAUAAAACAGAUUUACAAGUCCCAGUUGGUGAUAAGGUAGUCACUGUGGCAUACAGAGAAACAAAAUGUGACGAGGCAAAAUCAGAUGUGCUGUUUCUACAUGGCAUGUCAUUCAAAUCGGAGACAUGGGUUAGUAAACCUUUAUGGACACUACAGCUGUUAUACAAAACAGGAGGGUUUAGAGCUGUGGCUAUAGAUUUACCAGGUUUUGGUGAUAGUCCGCAGGCAGAAGUUGAUCCUGCUGCUUUUAUGGAAGCUGUAAUUGCCAAACUGCAGUUAAAUGCACCAGUGAUUGUUAGUCCAUCUAUGAGUGGAACAUAUUCUCUACCAUAUCUCUUUAAAAAUGUGUCAAAUGCAUUGUCACGGUCAAAAGGUUUUGUACCAGUCGCUCCAGCGGGCACAGAUAAUUACAAGACCCAGUUUCCAGAUUUAAUGAUUCCUAAUCUGGUGAUAUAUGGUGAGAAUGAUAAACGCUCGGGUGCUUCAUCUGCGAAAAACUUUGAGACCAUCAAACAGAAGACAGUGGUCGAAUUAGCUGGAGCCAGGCAUGCCUGCUACAUGAAUAAACCUGAUGAAUUCCACAAACAUUUAAUCGAUUUUCUGAAAAAAAUAUGAAAAAAAGCGCAGACUGCUUAGU